Messenger RNA from Amblyraja radiata (thorny skate), 3716 nucleotides. Its product is annotated as 1-aminocyclopropane-1-carboxylate synthase-like protein 1. Gene Ontology annotation, molecular function: pyridoxal phosphate binding; transaminase activity. Gene Ontology annotation, biological process: biosynthetic process; amino acid metabolic process. The coding region runs from base 352 to 3060 and encodes 902 amino acids. The record is from RefSeq and is a predicted model, not a curated record. The transcript is spliced from 16 exons. Lineage: Eukaryota; Metazoa; Chordata; Chondrichthyes; Rajiformes; Rajidae.
ACAGCACGCAUGUGCCGUCAACCCGGAUGUAAAUCACUUGAGCCGAAAGUGUCAGGCGGCCGGGCCGAUCCGAUCCGAUCCGGGCCAGACCCGGGCCAGACCCGGCCAGACCCUGCUAACUCUGUCUUCACACAUUACCAAAGCAAACAAAGGCGACAGGCAGCGCAGGACAUCGCAGAUCACCGCGUCCAUGGCAUCAAUUGGCCCAUAAAACCGCCCAAGCAAGUGGGCGAACCGGGCGGAUUUUGGCGAGACAAACCCGGGAUAACCGGGAUGAAGCAGAGCAGGGCUCGGUGCAUCUGGUACUUGGAGAUUACUCUGAUGACAGCUCUCUCAGCCUAGUGAGAUGAGAUGGAUUUCCGAGGCAAAAAAUAUGAGCGAGGAAGUAACUGGUCAGAUCCUGAGGUGGUGGAGUUGCUGCAGCUUUGGGCUGAUGAAUCUGUUCAGAUGGAGUUGGAGAGCUGCCUGCGGAAUCAGCAUGUCUUCAACAGGAUAGCUGAAGUCUUGAGGGGAAAAGGUAUCCACAGAACUGGAGACCAGUGUAGGGAGAAGAUUAAAAAAAUGAAACUUGAAUACAGAAGAAUUAAGGAUAACAACAAAAUCUGUAGAGGUGGCAGAACCUGGAAGUUCUUUGAGGUGAUGGAUAGAGUGCUGUCCAACAGACCAAAUAUUUGUUAUAGUACUGUGGGUAACACGGUGAUAACACAGCAGAUACCACCAGGUAUUCUGGCAACAGGAGAUGGCUAUAUUCAUCAUCAUCACCACCAUCAUCUGACUUCUCCUCCACUUGGUAUUUCUCAUUCACAUCAUCCUCAGGAACUAAUGGAUAUAAAAUGUGAAGAAGUGGAUUCGGAUGAACACAGUGAGACUCCUGAACCACCGCCCUCUCUUGUACUCCAGCAGAGUGGAGAUGAUCACGGAAUGGAUGGGAGUCUUUUGGAAGGAGGUCAACAUGAUGUGUCAUCAGUUAUUAGGGUCGAUGUUCCAGCAGAGAAUACCAUUUCCCCAUCAGACUAUGUCAAUCAGAAUAUAGGUGGCACAUCUUCAGGAAUGCACACCUCAGGACCUGCAUUUUCCACCCUCCACAGACUUCGCCGGAAGAGGAAGCCACCCCGGGUGAAGGAUCCCUUAGAUGACAUUCUUCUUAAAUUUCUCACAGCGCAGAGGGUAGUGGAGGAACGUUUCCUGCAAAUGGAGGAGCGCAGAAUGCAACGGGACAUGGAACUAGAGGACAGGCGGAUGCAACUGGAACAGCGCCGGAUGGAGCUGGAACGGGAGCACGAGUACAGAAUGUUCACCAUCUUUGCUCAGAUGGUGAAUGCGCUUCGACACGGUGGCUCCGUGCAGAACUUGGGCUUGGACCUCAGCCGAGUCUUCUCACAGUCCUCUGACCAAGCUACUGAAACAGUUGGAAGCCCGAGCUCAGCCUCCACCUCCAAAGAUGGUAGCAGUAGAGUGCUCCAGCAUCAGAGCAAACCUUUACCAAAUGGAUUGAGAGAUGUUACAACUCAUGCAGAAUUGAAUCCAACAUUCCAGCACCUUCAGUCAAGUAUUUAUUUAUCGAAAAGAGGAAAUGAAAUUAAGAAUUUUUUUGGAAUAUUUCAGAAAGAUUCUCCUGCGCAUCACGCAGAUAAGUACGAUGAAGACAAAAACCCGAAUGGCAUUAUUAAUCUGGGAACCAGUGAAAACAAGCUGUGCUUUGAUCUUCUUUCCAAAAGGGUGAUGCAGACUGACGUAAUACAGAUGGACCUGCCACUCUUGGAGUGUCCAGACUGGAAUGGACAAGAGUUUCUCAGAGUGGAAGUUGGAAGGUUUUUGACGCAUCACUGUAAGGCAUCUGUAUACAUCAAGCCUGACAACAUAGUGGUGGUUAAUGGAUGUGGAUCUCUCUUUUCCUCAUUGUCUGCUGUGCUCUGUGAUCCUGGAGAUAGAAUUCUUCUACCCACACCAUACUAUGGUGUUAUCAAGGAUGAUAUUUUUCUCUACAGCAAAGUCAAACCAUUGCAUGUGCAUUUGGAGAGCAAAGUGACUGAUGGUGACACACGUCCAUUUCAACUUACAGUGGGAAAGCUGAAAAAAUCAAUGGAAGCUGCAAAGCUCCAGGGUAAGAAGGUCACAGCCAUGAUUCUAACAAACCCUCACAAUCCCCUGGGUGAUAUUUAUUCAGCAACAGAAAUGAAAGAAUUUCUUGAGUUUGCUAAAAGAUACAAAUUGCAUGUAAUUGUGGAUGAAGUGUACAUGCUUUCGGUAUUUGAUGACGUAAACUCAUUCCAAAGUAUCCUCAGCUUUAACAAGCUCCCUGAUCCACAGAGAACUCAUGUUAUGUGGGGAAUUAGAAAGGAUUUUACAGCCAGUGGACUUCACGUAGGUACUCUACACACCGAGAAUGCUGAUGUUAUUAGUGCCCUUGGCCAACUGUCACACUUCCAUGGUGUUCCAGCUGCCACACAACAUAUGGUAGCACAGUUACUGAGAGACCAAGAUUGGUUCAAUCGUGUUUUUUUACCAACAAAUCGAGCCAGAUUAAAAACUGCCCACAAGUGUAUGACGAAUGAAUUAAUAGCAAUGGACAUUCCUUUCUUGAACCCGCAGGCAGGCCAUCAUAUCUGGGCUGAUUUUAGAAAGUACUUAAGGAAUCCAACAUUUGAAGAAGAAACAAAACUAUGGAAGCAAUUUCUUAAAAAUAAAAUCCUUCUCAGCAGUGGGAAAUCAUUUGGGUGCUGUGAGCCUGGAUGGUUCAGCAUUGUGUUUGCUGACAAAACCAGUAGGCUACAACUAGGAAUGCACAGAAUUAGGAAGGUCCUGGAAGAGCAAGAUUCAGUAAUCCAAUCUCUUGAUAAAGAGCCAAAUUCUGAUUCUGAGAGUAGGACCAAAAUUGCCGAAGAAGUCAUAGAAAUUGGUGUCCAGCCAUCUCUACCAGAUCCUGCUCUUGAUGGUCUGAUUGGACUUCUCCGUGAGCAGAUUCGAACAACUGACUGGUUACAGAGAAACACAGCUGAACAGUUUGCUCAAGAGAAUCCCGAAGUCCAUGAAGUUUUCUGCAAGCUCGCAGAGAAAUAAACUGUCCUGUAAUUGACAAAAAUGUGUAAACUGAAUGAAUUAGUCAUUCAUUACAGGGACUCGUGGGCUGGAAACACAACACUGAAAUGGUACCGUAGAACACUGCUUGGACUUUUAACUUGUUAUUUUACUUGUUUAUAGCUUUACCUGUACACAAAGCCCCCUGCCCAUUCUAAGGACAUUUAGCGACGAUGCAUUGAGAAAUGUCACCUUCACAGGAUUGUCAGCACUUGAAGUUUCAUUAAAUGACUAAAUCGGGGCAGCAGUGAACAGCGCUAGAACAAGGACACCAUUAUACUCCUAUCCUUCUAUCACAACAUUAAAAAAAUAAUGUUAAAUACACUGCAUUACCCUCCUAAUAAUGAGGAAUUAUGAUUUCUUUAUAUUUCAAGCUGGUUGCUAAUAAACUAAAUCAACUUUUAUUGAAAAUGAAACAAUUUAUAGGUCACAUUGUGCGUUUUUUAAAUGUUGUUUAAAAUAUUGUUAACUGCUUUCCAUGCAGUAUUCUUCAUGACAACUAGGAAUCACGGUUGAUUUUUCAUUACUUGCUGUGAUAUUUUUGUGUACUUUAAGGGUGGAGGAAGGACUUGCUCAUGAAUGCAAGACAGAUGUUUUUAAAUCUCAGCAAAUGUAAAAUAAAACUUUCUGAUGUCCAA